CACCAUGGCCAUGCCCACGCUCAGCACACCUCUGACCACCCUGCUUGGGAUCAAAUACCCAAUCUUACUUGCAGGCAUGGCUCGCACAUCAUCCGGUCCUCUGGCUGCCGCAGUCUCAAAUGCAGGCGGCCUAGGCACAAUCGGAGGACUGGGAUACAAUCCACAACAACUCCGCGACAUCAUUACGGAACUAAAAUCGCAUCUCUCGUCUCCAGACCUACCUUUUGGUGUCGACCUGGCCUUACCACAAGUAGGCGGCUCAGCACGAAAAACAAACCAUGAUUACACUCAUGGACAACUCGAUCAGCUCAUUGAUGUGGUGAUUGAAGAGGGUGCAAAACUGUUCAUUAGUGCUGUGGCUAAGAAGUACAAGAGUCCACUGACCGGUGAACCUGCCUUGGUAGUGGCAGCAGGUGGCAUAUGCAACGGACGUAGUUUGGCAGCCGCGUUGAUGCAAGGAGCUGCUGGUGUAUGGGUCGGGACAAGGUAUGAACUUCUUCCACUCAUUACAAGUUUCGGGGCUGACCGUAUGGUGACANGAUUCGUCGCAAGUGUCGAAGCUGGAUGCUCGAAACUGCACAAAGAGGCAGUGGUAUCAGCCAGAUUUGAGGACACGCUGCGUACAUUAGUUGUCAGCGGUCGACCGCUUCGCGUUCGCAUGAACGACUACAUUCAAUCUUGGGAAGACAGACCCGAAGAUAUCAAGCGGUUGACCGAGCAAGGCAUCGUGCCGAUGCAANAGGACAUGGAUGACGACAAAGAUGUCGAUCUUCCAUACUUGAUGGGCACCGUGGCUGGCGUGAUCGAUAACAUCCAGCCCGCAAAGGACAUUGUGGAAGACAUGAUCAGAGAGGCUGUGGAUAUGUUGAAGAGAGGGCAGAGCUUUAUCGCGCGCGAUAGCAAGUUA
Molecule: messenger RNA, 907 nt
Organism: Aureobasidium vineae
Lineage: Eukaryota; Fungi; Ascomycota; Dothideomycetes; Dothideales; Saccotheciaceae
Source: the annotation of a GenBank genome assembly